UAGUUACAGUUUGAGCGUGCCGCGUGUCAGUGCAUAUUUGUUAGAGCUUAAAUAGAAAUUAAAUUAAAAUACAAUGCGUCUUUUGGGUAAUAAGCAUGAAAGUAGUUCCGAGGACGAGGAAAGCGAUGAAGAAAUGAUCGAAGACGAAUCGACCGAGGAAUCAGAGGAGUCCGAUGACGAGGAGCCUGUGAAGAGCGAGCAUCCAUUCACGGCUGACUCGCAGUCGAACGAUGAGGAUACCGAAGAGGAUGAUGGCGAUCAUCCGUAUCCCACACCACCUCCAGAUGCGGAUGUGACUAUUUCGCUGGGCAACGGUGUUAAAAAGAUUAUAAUCAAAGACUCCAAGCCGAAGAUGGUAAAGGAAACAAAAAUCAAUAUGGCGGGACCAAAGAAAACCAAGCCCACAGUCGAGACCAAGAAGGAGACAGCGCCUGCUCCGACAACCGUGAAAGCUUUAAGCAGUCCCUCCGGCUCAUUAGAGCCGCUUGAGCUGAAUGUGGCCAAGAAGGGGACUAUACUGGCGAACUCUCUGGUAGCCAUUAGGGCAUUGAACAGUCGCUCUGGCUCUUCGGUGCCAGCCAUAAUUAAGUACAUGAAGUCCACCGGCUACGAGGUGACCGAUACCCGGCGCAUGUCCAAGUCUGUGCAAAAGGCGCUCAAAAUUGCCGUCGCCAAGGGCGAAGUGGAGCAAGUGAGGCGCUCGUUUAAGCUGUCGCCGGCGGCCAAGCUUGCCUCCAAGGCUGAGCAAAACAUGAAGGCCAAAAAGCAAAAGAAGUUGGCCAAGCAGAAAGAACCCAAAACAGCGACCAAGACAGAGGGAAUGGCGCAGGAGAAGAUCGAAAAGGCCAAGGCUCCGCCAGCUGCUCAGGAGAAGGCGGAAAAGCCGAUGCAGCGCAAAAAGAAGGCGUCGGAGCGUCAAACAAAUGAGCCACCCAAGAAGAAGGCCAAUGCCAAGGUGGCCGGCGCUGCGGGCAAAGCCAAAGCCGCUCAGGCCGCACUCGAGGAGGAGUCCAACAAGCCCAAGCCCAAAGCUAAGCCAGCGAAGAAUGCCGUAGUCAGUCCGGAUGUAACGCCGACCAGCGAAGUCACGUCUGCAACGGCCAAGUCGAAGGUGCCGCGCAAGUCGAUCGGAACUCUGGCGCAGACCACGGCCAGGCCGAAGCUGCAGACCAAAUCUAUCAAGAAGCUGGUGUCGGGCAAAAGGAACGUCGAUGAGGUCGACUCCGGCCUAAUGGAUUCGGCGCCAAAUGAUGCUUCCACGCCGGUCGCACCAGUCAAACAAAAGCGCACGGGCCGACAGAUAAAGUGAAUCCGGGCAAAUCGAGUAUCAAAUUUUAUUUAUUUUAAGUUAACUCUCGUUUUCUUUUUGUAUUAAAUGUUUUAUACGUUCUUACUUUUAAGUUUUGAGUCUUUGUGGUCUUUUAUCGUUUAUCAAUAUAUUAAUGCUCAUUUGUAAUCCGACUCGAAGAAUA
Molecule: messenger RNA, 1472 nt
Organism: Drosophila montana
Lineage: Eukaryota; Metazoa; Arthropoda; Insecta; Diptera; Drosophilidae
Gene: BigH1
Exons: 2
Coding region: 74-1309 (411 amino acids)
Biological process (GO): nucleosome assembly
Cellular component (GO): nucleosome
Molecular function (GO): DNA binding
Source: RefSeq, a predicted model, not a curated record